CAGCGGCGCGGCGUCGUGAGGCGGAGUGGGGGGGGCGCCCACAGCCAAGAUGGCGCCCCCAGGAGGUGGGAGCGGGUGACCGGCGGCGGCGGCGGCAGCUGGAGAGUAGCGGCCUUGCUUGGCCCUCGGGUGGCGGGGUCCUGGGGGCGCCUCUCCGGCUCCCCCUACCCCGGCCCCGCCUGCAACCCGCUCUCCAGGCCCGCGCCAUGGCCGGAGACAACAGCAAGCAGUUUUGGAAGAGGAGCGCCAAGCUACCGGGGAGUAUUCAGCCUGUAUAUGGUGCCCAGCAUCCUCCUUUGGAUCCUCGGCUAACAAAAAACUUCAUUAAAGAACGCUCAAAAGUGAAUGCAGUAUCCUUGAAGAAUAAAAAAGCCUCCAGUUUUCAUGAAUUUGCCCGAAAUACCAGUGAUGCCUGGGACAUUGGAGAUGAUGAGGAUGAGGAUUUUUCCACAUCCUCUUUUCAAACUCUGAACUCUAAGGUUGCUUUGGCAACUGCAGCCCAAGUGCUAGAGAACCACAGCAAGUUACGGAUGAAGCCAGAGAGGUCUCAAUCUACAGCAGCUGACAUAACAGCUAAUUUUAAAGUCAUCAAAUCCAGUAGUGAUGCCCAGCUGUCUAGAAAUUCUGGUGAUACAUGCUUGAGGAACCCUCUUCAUAAACAGCAGUCACUUCCACUCCGACCCAUCAUCCCCCUUGUUGCCCGGAUCUCAGACCAAAAUGCUUCCGGUGCUCCCCCAAUGACUGUCCGAGAAAAAACACGCCUAGAGAAAUUUCGGCAGCUUCUCUCUAGUCACAAUACAGACCUAGAUGAACUGAGGAAGUGUAGCUGGCCAGGAGUUCCCAGGGAGGUUCGGCCUGUCACCUGGAGGCUCCUGUCGGGAUACCUCCCAGCCAACACUGAGAGGAGGAAGAUGACUCUCCAGAGGAAGCGGGAGGAGUACUUUGGUUUCAUUGAGCAGUAUUAUGAUUCCAGAAAUGAAGAACAUCACCAAGAUACCUAUCGACAGAUACACAUUGACAUUCCAAGGACGAAUCCUCUCAUCCCGUUGUUCCAACAGCCACUUGUUCAGGAGAUCUUUGAAAGAAUUCUGUUCAUUUGGGCCAUCCGACAUCCUGCCAGUGGCUAUGUGCAGGGAAUUAAUGACUUGGUCACUCCUUUCUUUGUCGUCUUCCUCUCAGAAUAUGUGGAAGAGGAUGUGGAGAACUUUGAUGUGACAAACUUGUCUCAAGAUAUGCUACGAAGCAUCGAAGCAGACAGUUUUUGGUGCAUGAGUAAGCUGCUGGAUGGGAUUCAGGAUAACUACACCUUUGCCCAGCCAGGGAUCCAAAAGAAAGUCCAAGCACUGGAAGAGCUGGUCAGCCGGAUUGAUGAACAGGUACAUAAUCACUUCAGGAGGUACGAGGUUGAAUAUCUGCAGUUUGCCUUUCGCUGGAUGAAUAAUCUGCUUAUGAGAGAGCUACCCCUCCGAUGUACCAUUCGGCUGUGGGACACCUACCAGUCUGAACCAGAAGGAUUUUCUCAUUUUCAUCUCUAUGUGUGUGCUGCCUUCUUGAUUAAGUGGCGGAAGGAGAUCUUGGAUGAGGAGGAUUUCCAGGGUCUCCUCAUGCUGUUGCAAAACCUACCUACAAUUCACUGGGGCAACGAAGAGAUUGGCCUUCUCCUGGCAGAAGCAUAUAGACUGAAAUACAUGUUUGCCGAUGCCCCCAAUCACUACCGGCGAUAGGUGCCGCCUCCAAGCGGAGACCCGGACUUCCCCCAUCACUGAUGGCAAUCUAAUCACUGUGGCAAUUGUUUGAGCCCUUGGGCCCCAAGCCAGGAACCACUCCUGUACAAAGCUCCCAUCACCCUAGAUCUCUACUUGUUGUGUGCCUGUGUGGCCGCUCCACGGCCCUGGAUGUGUGUCUCCCAGACUCGCAUCAGUAUUCCCUGCUGUGUAAUGGGCUUACUUCUGGGAGAGGGUGGAAGGAAAGUGCAGGAUUGUUCCUGAUUGUGCCCCCACAUUGCCCGGUGUCUCUUGUUACCCUCUGGCUGAGUCUGUUGCUCUUCAGACACAGCUUGAUCUGACCACAGGUACAAAUGCCUUAUGUUGUUCAGCCACCCAAUCUUCAUCAUUCUUUCCCCAACUCCACUCCCUCCAGCCUGUGCCCAAUGCUGGACAGCAUUCUAGGACCAUUCAUAUCAAAGGAGAGAUGUGUUGAGGCAUAGAGCGUUCCUGCAAGUAUCUGGGAAACAGUACAUUUAAGGCUGGGAACAUUUGUUUUUCCCUUUAUUCACCCACAUGUGUGCAUGUGUCUGUGCGUGUGUGUGUGUGUGUGUGUGUGUGUGUGUGUCUGCGUUUGCGUGCAUGUCUGUAUUGGCAUGUGUGCAUACCCUCAGGGCAAGGUGUCCAUUUGUGUCUAGACUAGCCCCACCCACCAUAACCAGCUGUGAAUGACCCAAGUGAACCAGUAUACAAGCAGCCCUUUAAAAGGGGAAGGUGGGGGUGGAAAGGGACUUUUUGCCUCCUCGGACCCUUUCUCCAUCACGACACUCCUAGUCAUUGUGCGUAUAUUGUGUUUGUAUGUAUAUGGGUAAAGAUGUACAAUAUAUGUCCUCUUUGUAGCAGAUAUGAUUUUAUAUUUAUAAUGUGCACCCGUGUUUGAAGCCAAUCUUGGUCCAUUGCAGUCAGUAUUCUAUCUGCCAGACUUGGGAGAUAGAGAUUUUUGCCUGCACGCUAGCACAUUUGAGGAUAAAAGGCUCCUUUCCAAGCAAAAUGUUGAAUUCCAGGUUUGGUUUUGUAGGCCCACUUGUGGGAAUGGCUUUUGAGGAAGGGCUGUUCAGAGCCAGAGUGAUUACAGGGGAGUAGGUUGUACUUCCUCUCACAGCAGUCCCUGGACAUGUAUUUGUUUCUUUGAUCAUAUCCUCCCUAUAGUUUUGGCCCUGCUCCUCAUGCUCCUCUCCCAUUAAUUGAACCCCUUGAACUUUAGUGCCCUCCACUGACAGUGUCAUAAACAGAAGAGGAAGCCAGAUCCAUGGGUUUUAUAUUUAUAGCCCCUUCCUUUCCCUAUGUAUCUGGAGGGAUUUUUUUUUUCAUUUUUAAUCCUAAUUCUGCAUUUUAUUCCAAAUGGAAACUGUGACUGGUCAGUGCCAAGGGGAGAGGGAGAUGUGGUGUGUGCCCUGGGUUUUCUGGCUCUUUCUCUCAAAAAGAGCUGUGGGUUCACAUGGCUCCCACCCCAUUUCAGCCUCAUCUCAAAAUGGUACACUGUGGGGUUUUGGGGUGGUGAAGAGAAUAAUAGUCCUUCUAAAAACCAAGCAGUGUCCCCAAAAGAUGACUCCCACAAUCUUCAUUGCCAAUAAACUCCAACCACUCUGGUACCAUGUUGUCUUCCUCAUCUGGAGCUGUUUCUCAGGCAUCCUUCAUAGCCCUCUCUUCCCCCUUCCCAUAGCUUGGGCACCUCAGGUGGUCCCUACCCAAAGGGAGGGAGCUUGUGAUCCUUCCUCAGCUGGACUAAUUAAAGAAAGACACUUGUGUUCCCAAGUGAUGGUUUUAUUUUUUUAGUUUUUAUGUUUGUAUGGGAAAUUGUGGAUAAAGUGAAAGCAUUGUAAAUAAAUAGUGAAUUUCCUCAUCCAUUUGCUGACUUUUCAUCCCCUGAGAUCAUGGAAACUGGGGACUUCAGGACUUGUCUCCAGUUCUUGGGUUUUAACAAUGUGAAUAAUAGUAAAAUAAGAGAUAGAGGUCUAUUUGGGGUCAUAAGGGGAAUCAGGAGAUUCAGCAGGCACCUUGGGGCUUUAAACAUGUUCACGUAAUCUUACUGACCUGGUCAAGAGUUCUUCACAAUUUUUUGCUAAUUCUCUAAGUCAGCAAAAAAUGUUGCUACCCAUUCCUUGAUAGAGCUCUAUUUAGCCACUUAUUAGUUGCAUAUGUGUUAUUAUACGAAUAACUGUACCUUACAAAGUUUACACAAGAGACACUUUCAAAGGGAAGGUAAAGAUGAAUUAACAUUUGAGCUCAAAACUGAUAGGAGGCCACUGACGUUUAAUUAAAGAAACAAUAGAUUUAGAACUUCAUCACUAUCAGCUGUGUGGAAAAUGAUAUAGAACAAGGUAGGGAUUUGAGGCAUGUAGACCAACAAGAGCUAGAAGGGACCUUAGUGAUCCCUAAACCCAACCCCUUUGUUUUAUAGGUAAGAUUGCAUAUGUAUUAUGUGUCUGAAGCAGGAUUUGAAGUCAUCUCCCUGUCUCCUGAAACCCCCCCCAAAAAGGAUGGUGGUUUCAUGAGUAGAAAGGGGGACAGAUGUGAGAGAUGUUGUAGAGAUAAAAAUGAUAAGAUUUAGCAGCUGAUCAGUAUGUGGGAUGGGAGAAAGUGAAGGGUCAAAGAUAAUGUCAAGUCUGAGAACCUGGGUUAAGGAUGGUAAUGCCCUCCACAAAAAAGGUAAUAAGUUUGGUUUUGGAGCUAAUGAAUUUGAAAUGUUUACAGGAAUAUCCAGUAUAAAUGUCCCUUAGUCAGUUCAUGAUGUGGGACAAAAACUUCCAUAUCAGGAGAGAUUAAAGUAGAUGUCCUGGGGAAUCAUCUGUAUAAAAAGAUAAGUGUCGGUCAGGCUUGUCCUCCUCUUUAAGGCUCAAUUUGGGCCAUUCUUGGCAAAAAUAUUAGAAUAGUUUGCAGUUUCCUUUUCCAGCUCAUUUUACAGAUGAGGAAUUGAGACAAACAGGGUUAAGUGGCUUGUUCAGAACCACACAGCCAGUAAGUGUCUGAAGCUAGGUUUGAACUCAGGAAAACAUUUCUGACUCCCAGCUCAGUGUUUUAUUCACCUCAUCACCCAGCUGCCCCUAGAGAUGCUCAUUAAAGCCAUGAAAACUGAUGAAGGCACCAGAUGAUUGCAUAUGGAGAGAAGACAAGGUUCAGGACAGAGCCUUCCAUUCUACUGAUAGGAGGCAUGACAUGGAUGAGGACCCUGCAAAAGUGACUGAGGAGGAGAUUUCAGACAGGUAGGAGAAGAUCAUAGUGUCCAUUCUCCCAAGAGGAAGUCACUAUCUAGGAGAAGCAGGCAAUCUGCAGUGCCAAAUGCAGAAAGAUGAAGAAAAGAAUGAAAACAGAAGAGGGGCAGAGGAUCAGAUUUGGCAAUUAAGAGCUCAAUUUCAAUUGAGUAAGAAAGGAAGAAUAACGAGUAGGUUGAGAAAUCAAAAGGAAAGUAACAUCCUUCACAGAGUUUAGCCAGAAGACUCAUCAGAUUAUUUUCCCUAACAACCUCAUGAAAUAUUCACAAAGUUGUUAAGUGCAUUCCAUCCACAAUUACAGAUCAUUAUGGAUCCUCUAAUAAGUCCUUCUGGGAAUAUUUCCUUCUCGUUUGGGAAUUUGCAAUAGAACCACAUUACAGUUGAAAGUAGGGCUUUCCCAUAUGCAAUAUGGGGAAAUUUGAUGUGGAACUUUAGAACAACUGUAUGGGCAUGCUAGGAAUUUCUCCAAUGUACCAUGGAUAUUCUAGGAGAAUAUAAAAUGUGGUAGAUGCUAUCAAAGCUUCCAGGCCUGGCCUGGAAACAGACUAGGGACUAUAUAGGACUGUUGUCUGAUGAAAACCAGCCUAGCUUAUUUGGAGGCUCUUCAGAUUAACCACAGGGUCAUGUAUUUUUGGCCAGAUCAGCUUUAAAACAUACAAAUCACAAACAGGUUGCUAUCUGCAUGAGUGGAGGGAGGACCCACCCCAAUGAAACUGUAGAUCUUUGAAGUAUAUUGGUAUCACCUACAGUGUUUUCCUCUUUUGCAUUUGUAUUUAAAUGAUUAUUCUUUGCAAUACCAGUGAAGAGAAUAAUGAACUCACUGUAAUUUUUCCUCAUUCAUUGAUGUGUUUUUGUGCAGAAAGGUUUUCAUAGAGAUGACUUUUCUGGUAUCACCAUAACAGCUCACAUUUACUGUUGUGCUUACCAGGUGCCAGGCACUGUGCUAAAUACUUUGCAGUUAUUAUCUCAUCUGAUUCUCACAACCACCCUGGGAAGUAGGUGCUAUUAUUAUCCCCAUUUUACAAAUGAAGAAACUGAGACCAAGGUUCGGUGACUUACCCAGGGUCAUAGAGCUAUUAUGGGUCUCAGGCUGGAUUUGAACUCAGCUCUUCCUGAUUCCAAGCCCAGUAUUCUAUCCAUUGAAACACCUCACUGACCUAACAUUUGGCUGUUUUUUGUCUGUAUUGAUGAUAGCAGGGUAUGCAUUCCAAAUGAAAAGUGACUAUCUUUUGACUUGCAUUUUUUCCAGUUUGCCUGUUGAGUCUCUACAGUUAUACUUCCAUCAGCUUCUCCUUCAUCCUUUCACUCAUCUGCAGAGAGAGCUUCCUCCAUGUUCCCCUUUUCUCUAGAAGCUAUCAUCACCAACUCCAGAUAAUAACAAUUCCCCCUUAUAUAUAGCACUUUAAGAUUUGCAAAGCACUUUAUUAUGUCUCAUUUGAGAUCUAUUUAUUAUCUCAUUUGGGCCUCACAACAACCCUGUGAAGUAGACAGUGUUAGCCCCAUUUUUUCAGGUAGGGAAAUGGGUUCAGAGAGGUCAUUGAUUUGCCUCAGAGUCACACAACUAAUAUGUGCUGAGGUAGAAUUGGAACCCAGGUCCUUCUGAACUUAAGUCCAGGGCACUAUCCAUUGCCCUCCACUCACCUUGGUCCAUGACUAGAGACUUUUAGGAAUUGAAAGUUUGACAGAGACCUGAUUCUUUCCGGUUUCUUAUGACUGGUUUUCUUCUGUUGCCCAAGACAAAAGUAUUUUGAUCUCUAUGACUUUCCUGGAUACCAGGUAGGCCAUGGUGGGGUCUUCUGAGAGGAGGAAGCCUUGUUUAGAUGAGUGAAUGGUUUAUGGACCAGUAAGAUCAAAACAACGUCUGGGGCUAAUGUCAUCCAACAACUGAUUAAAUUUCGAUUAAAUUUCAAUAAAGUCUCAAUAAAUAUUAAUCAACUUUACUAUGUUCACAGCCCUGUGCUAAACACUCCGAAUACAAAAACAAAAAUGACAAUCAUGAAGAACAAAUAUGGUUUGAAAGAAGAGAUGUGAAAAGGCUCCCCCAUCCUACACCUUUGCAGAGAUGGGAAAUCUACCAGUGUUCGCUGCACAUAUUUUCUGACUUCUUUGAUCAUUGGUCAAUUGUGCUGAUUUUUUUCCUUCAUCUUUUUUGUCUUUGAGUUUACAAUUUGUUGUAGGAAAUCCUGGUAAUGUAAAAAAGCCAAAACAUCAAUAAAAAUUUGUUUUAAGUAAA
This is a messenger RNA of Monodelphis domestica (gray short-tailed opossum), 7208 nucleotides long. It is a transcript of the gene TBC1D22B, whose product is annotated as TBC1 domain family member 22B. Gene Ontology annotation, molecular function: GTPase activator activity. Gene Ontology annotation, biological process: activation of GTPase activity. Lineage: Eukaryota; Metazoa; Chordata; Mammalia; Didelphimorphia; Didelphidae. The record is from RefSeq and is a predicted model, not a curated record.